AUGGGACGCCCUGGCAACUCCAGGUUUGCCGGGAAGAAGUGGGCUCUGUGGCCCCGUCUGGGUGUCUUACCCACAGAAAGCAGCCUCCAAGUCCUCAUGCGCCAGAUCGAGGUCUCCCGCGGGGAGGCCAUGCCGCCCAGCCGGCUGCCCCCCAGCAUGCUGCCCCUCAUGUGGCAGCUCUACCCUGGCAGGCGGUACCGCGCCUCCGACUCCAGCUUCUGGCGCAUCGUGUACCACAUCGAGAUCAAUGGCGUCGAGGACAUGGUCCUUGAGCAGCUGCCAGACCCAUAGUACAAGCCACGCGUGGUCCUGCGGUUCCUGUUCCUGUGCCCGGAGCCGCAGUCCCGCUGGCCUGCAGUGGAGAUGUCCAUGCUUCUG
Myotis brandtii (Brandt's bat) is the source of this 378-nucleotide messenger RNA. RefSeq names its product T-cell leukemia/lymphoma 1A (gene TCL1A). The coding region runs from base 1 to 291 and encodes 96 amino acids. The record is from RefSeq and is a predicted model, not a curated record. Lineage: Eukaryota; Metazoa; Chordata; Mammalia; Chiroptera; Vespertilionidae. Gene Ontology annotation, biological process: positive regulation of peptidyl-serine phosphorylation. The transcript has 4 exons. Gene Ontology annotation, molecular function: protein serine/threonine kinase activator activity.